Aspergillus pseudotamarii is the source of this 682-nucleotide messenger RNA. RefSeq lists its product as uncharacterized. The transcript has a single exon. NCBI's taxonomy places the organism in Eukaryota, Fungi, Ascomycota, Eurotiomycetes, Eurotiales, Aspergillaceae. Bases 108 to 503 code for a protein of 131 amino acids. The record is from RefSeq and is a predicted model, not a curated record.
UGGGUCUAGCCCACGAUCACUCUAAUCACCAAUCCUUCUCUUCCUUUGCAACCUUUCCUGCAGGUUCACGCUGGGUAACCGCAUACCAUUUCAAUCAUGUGACCCUAAUGUGUGUCAGUUCUUGUCCAAUAUCGUAUCGGUGUUGGCCCGGGGGAAAUGUCCUGGGUUUAAUACUGACGAUGAUCCCAGUCGACCGGGUUAGGUCCAUGUGGGACGCUCUAAAUCUUGUCAAACAUGCCUCCGUGCUCCAAGCGCUGUCUCGGUGGCCCGCCGCCUACUCUGCAACAGUUGAUAGAGAGUGCCUGUCUAGGGACUGGAGAGGGGAUGUAUCACUUUACGCUCGUCUUCUUUUUUCUUUUCUUUUCUUCUCUUCUUCUUCUUCCUUUCCUCUCUACGUAAUCUUUAUUAAUACCCUUCAAAGUCCCUUGCUACCUUUCACUCCUUUUUUUUUUCUUUUUCUUUUUUGCUUAUUCUACUCCCCGUUCCUUUCUCUUAUUACGUAGAGUAUUCGCCUUCAAUCGACUUUCAUUCCUGCACCGUUCCAUGAGGUGCACCUUCCUCCUUGAUUCCUUUUGACCAGGCCCGACUUCCAUGUUGUUGCGGGUAGCCAAAGCAGCCGGAGACGCGGCUGCCCUGCUAAGAAAUGGCCAUGGACAGACCACGGCGCAUUGACGACCUUGCG